Molecule: messenger RNA, 471 nt
Organism: Monoraphidium neglectum
Lineage: Eukaryota; Viridiplantae; Chlorophyta; Chlorophyceae; Sphaeropleales; Selenastraceae
Exons: 3
Coding region: 1-471 (156 amino acids)
Source: RefSeq, a predicted model, not a curated record
AUGGCCGAUCUGAGAAGACCCCAAGGCCAGGGCGGCGGCAUCGACGCCCUGUUCGCCGACCUCGGCACGGUCCAGCCGCUGCCCGAUGCGAAGGAUUGGGAUGACGAGGACAUCGACGUGGACGACAUGACUGACGAUGGCGACGACGACGAGGCCGGUGGCGGCGCGCCAGCGAACGGCGCGCCCUCCGCCCGCGCACCGGCGGCGCAGCCGCCGCAGGCGCGGAACGCGGCGCCUGCGCCCGCGCCCGCGCCGGCGGCACAGUAUGUGCCGCCGCCAAACCUCACGCCCGAAGAGGCUCGCCGCGAGGAGCAGCGGGCGCGGCAGGAGGCGCUGGGCCUGGCUUACCUUGACUUGGCUGAGGGGGGGCGCGGCGAGGACGUGAUGAUGCUGAGCGAGGUGUUUGGCUACAUGAAGAAGUACCUCGAGGUGGGGCGGGAGGCGGACGGGGGCCGGAUGAGGGGCGGAUGA